Paramuricea clavata is the source of this 5420-nucleotide messenger RNA. The record is from the annotation of a GenBank genome assembly. Lineage: Eukaryota; Metazoa; Cnidaria; Anthozoa; Malacalcyonacea; Plexauridae.
CCAAAAAUUACGGCUGAAAUUAAUAAGAAGUAAACAUUGAAAAAGAAUAAAAUAUUUUAAAUAUGGCAAUGGACAAAAGGCAUAAGCGAGUUUUGCAACAAAACACGGUGCGAUUAACCGAUGAUUUGGAACCGAUCAAUCUUCUAGGAUACCUCUAUCAAGAGGGAGCUAUACUAGAAGACGAUAUGGAUAGAAUUCGCAGCAAAUUGACGCGAAAAUUGCAAGCAGAGGAGUUACUUCGCAUUAUACCAAAGCGAGGAGCCAAGGCUUUCGAUCGGUUCUGUGAUGUGCUUUAUAAAAUUGACGGCCAAAGGCAUUUGGCGAAGAUGUUAAAAGAAGACAUUGAAAGCUCAAAGGGUAUGGGGAGGGAAUUAUAUACUUAAUGCGAUUAAUUUAGAAUUUCACCCCCCGCCCACUGCACAAUCAAGAACAUGAUAAAAUUCUAUGACAACUUUUAUAAUAUUUCUGUCUCUGAGUGUCCACACGGACCACCGGGCAUAUGAAAAGUUAGCUUGAUGGCAGUGGAAUUGAACCCACUCAAACCGACUUGACCUCGUAGCUCAGUUGGACUGGACUAGCAAACCAAAGGUCACAGGUUUGAUUCCCACCACGGUCAAGUAAAAUUUUCAGCCUGCCCGGUGUGGACAAACUCAGAUGCACCACAAACACACAACUUUAAUUUCAUUCUCUGAUAUAUAGGACAUCAGCCCCAGAACACUACAGACUGCCCGCCCGGCCUGCAACAGAAAUUAACACCAGAUCAAAUUACGGUCCUUCCUACCGACACUCGCUUCCUUCCUCAAGCUUUAGUAACAGACUUGGACAACGUUUACAAAAUGCAAAGCCGGCCACGAGGACUGUGCUUGAUCAUCAAUAACACAAAAUUUGCCAAAUCUGCAGACCUGAAGCAACGAGACGGCUCGGACGCAGACGCAUUAAACCUGCAAAAACUAUUUCUUGCUUUACAUUAUACCGUGACAGUGCUACGAAAUACGACAGCUUCGAUACUUAUGGAAAAGAUAUACGAGUUUGCACAAAGACCUGAACACGGCAGCAUGGACUCUGUCGUAGUCUGUAUCCUGAGCCACGGCAUGCCAGGGAAGAUCUACACUGUGGACGGCAAGCUUAUUCCAAUUAAUGACCUAACAGCAGCAUUUAAUGGGCAAAAUGCAAAGCAUCUGAUUGGUAAACCUAAACUCUUCUUCAUUCAGGCCUGUCGAGGAGGCAAGGUAGAGGAUAGCUACAAGUUAUAAUUGCACAAAUUUUGUACUUAAUCCAUGUAUACAUUAACCCAUUGAGCCGCAAUGCGCCCUACUUAUUUUUUUACUUGUCUAACGCCAGACAAUUUUACUCGUCAAUGGGGAAGCUCUGCAGCUUAAUGGGUUAACCAAAAAAUCUGACAAUAUCUCCAGUUAACCCAUUGAGCUGCAAUGCGCCCUACUUAUUUUUCACUUGUCUGACGCUUUUACUCGUCAAUGGGGAAGCUCUGCAGCUUAAUGCCGGUUAAUCCUUUAAGUGACUCUGUCUAAUGCCAGACGAUUUUACUCGAGUGCUGCCACUCAAUGGAUUGACUUUUACUUGCUGCAUUUUCUCCAUCUUGGGAAAAUGAAAUGUGGGGAAAAUUGUGCCUGUAGACUAUUUCCCGAUUGUUUGUUCCAUGCCCAACAAAUCAAGCCAUUCCUUCUUAAUUAGAUAGAUCAUGGUGCAAGCACGGACCAAGUUGACUCCAGUGAAGUGACCAUCAGAAGCACUGCAGAUGUACUACAUGAUCUUUAUGAUGGGGAAGAUGAAACAGACUCGGGGUCUAAUGCUUCAGUCCCUGCCGAGGCAGACUUCCUGUUGGCUUACUCAACGGUUCCAGGGUUCGUUUCAUGGCGAAAUUCCGAGAAGGGAUCGUGGUUUGUUCAAGCAUUGUGCGAGAUAUUCAUGACUUAUGCUGGACAGGAAGACGUUGUUCGUAUGCUCAUUAGAGUUAAUGGGAAAGUUGCACGGGAGUUCCAGUCUUAUGAACAGAAAAAGCAAGUCCCAUCACCUGUUGUUAGACUGACCAAAUUGGUCUACUUUUUUCCUGGGUAUUAACCCAAGACUCUUUCCUUUUUUAAUCAGUAAAAUCAUAAUCAUCUGCCAUCACAUGGAAUUAAAUGAAAAAACUUUAGGCACUUUUUACACCAUCAGAAUUAAAUGAUAAUACAGUACUGUAAGCAAAUUUUACACAAAAUUAAAUGAUAAAUUAAAUUAAUACUUUAAUAGGCAUUUUUUAUAUCAAUUAAAUGUAUGAUAAUACUUUAGUUUCUAAAGGCACUUUUUACACAGAAUUAAAUUAUAAUACUUUAGGCACUUUAUACUAUAUCAAUUAAAUGUAUGAUAAUACUUUAGUUUCUAAAGGCACUUUUUACACAGAACUAAAUUAUAAUACUUUAGGCACUUUAUACCUAUUAACGAUCAAAUUGUGUCAUAAAAUCCAAUUGCCUGCCAAUUCUAACCAAUUGAAAGGCAAAGGAACAUUUUAGUAGUUAUUAUUUUGCCAAAUGUUACACAAUUUUAUCAGCAUAAUUUAAAUUCAUUAGGUACAAACUUUGUAAUGUUUUCAUACCCUGAGAAAAAUUAGCCCCAAGUAGGGAUGAGCCGAUAAGGAAAAUUGCCGAUUACUGAGGCAGAUUAUUUAUAAGCCAAUUAUCGUAACUAAUCGGCCGAUUAAUCGGUACCCGCCGAUUAUUUUAAAAAGCGGUUUUAUUGUUUACAAUACACACUAUGUACAAUUAAAAUCAGCUUCAAUGUUGCAUGUCAAUAGUCAAAGUUUAGUUUUGGCAGAUUAUGAUGUAAAGACAGGAUAUUGUAAGCUAUGCAGAGCUAGUCUGCUGCGUUUUUCAGUGGAAAUGUCCCCAGCUUCACUUCUCUUGAGACAAAAGACACAGGUUUUGCAACAAAAUGUGAAAAUCUAUUCGCUUGUAUUCAGUAUUUUAGCAUGUGGUUGGCAGCUGCAGAAAAAGUCUUAUGGCCGAUUAUCAGGCAAUAAUCGGCCGAUUACCGAUUAUUUAAAAAACGGCCGAUUAAUCGGCUUUGCCGAUUAUUUACCGAUUAAUCGGCUCAUCCCUAGCCCCAAGUAUGUGCAAUAUAGGACAACCCUAUUUACACUCACACAAUUCCUAGCGGACUCUGCCUAGUAUUAUUGCCGUGUCUACCGUGACUCUGCCUAGUAUUAUUGCCACGUCUACCAUGUCUUCUUUGCGAAUCAUAUCUCAAUGGCAACAAAUGGCGGCUACAGCUGACUGGGCGGGCAGGAAAUCGAACAGUGUUUCCUUGCUCCAGUAUCACUCCCCCAUUGUCGUUAAGCAGAGCUUCCUCAUAGGUUGGCGGACUUGUAGGAGUGUCAUGAUUUAAAGCUUCACUAUAUGUCGGAGGAGCACCACUUUGUGAUGGAACCUCACAAGCAUAAUCAUCUGCUUCAGGACAUUGGUCUCUUCGAAUUUGUACUGUGCGGUGAACAGCUCUACGCCAGGUCCUCCAUAACCAUAUUACCAUCAGAAUUGAGGCGAAAAAUACAAUAAGUACCCAAAGUAUAUACAGAGCUUUGCUAGGUUUCUUUUCGGGGCAAUUUAAUUCGUCACUACCGUCCGAACAAUCGUGCAAUCCAUCACAAACAGCUCCUUGGCUUAUGCAUUGUCGACUUGUACAGCAAAAUUCGCCUGCAGAGCACAAGCCUUGCUCCACUAGCUUAUAACUUAGUACAAACAUCCCAGCUUCUUUGUUUUUAGAGGUUGCUUUAAUUAGGAGCCUAUUUGAUUUCGAUAGCCAGGUUAGUUUGCGAGGUUGGCUGCAAGCAGUUUUAAUUUUUACAGAAUUACCAGACCAACCAUCAUAGACUUCUACUUGUCCAUUUGUGCAUCCAGUCCUUGCAGUAGCGAAAUUAAACUCGAGGAAUUUUAAUUUGACGUAGCCAUGUCGAACUUCGAUUUUCCAAACACAUUCGGCAGCUCUGGGGUAUGGUUUCGGGUACCCGUAGGAGUAGAUGUAGCCAGCAUCGUUUGUCAAGAGACCCCCGCAGGGUGCCAUGCUUGUGUUCGUACCUUUAAAAGUUGCUGCAAAAUUUGAUUUGAAUUGUUGAGACGUCUGGUGAAGCAAAGAUAAUUCACGUCCUUUUGAAAAUAUGUAAAACGACUUUAACUCCCCACAUAAACGCUCAUAUCCUCGAGUGGUGCUCUUGACCUCGACAAAGGCAGUUUCUUUGACCAUGACAAAGUCAGUGUGACACAUGUCAGAUUUUCCGACAGUAAAGUUGGUGAAGGUCACUUUAAUCCACCCAUAUGGGACAGCAAUCGUAAACAAACAACGAUUAACACUGGUGAAAUUUUGGUAUAAAGGGGGUGAUCUUAUCACCGCUGAGCUCUCUCGGAUAAAUUUCCCACAUAUUGUCCGAUAAUCGGCUUUAAAUUUAUUGACCGUAGUAAGAUUCGCCCGAUGGUUCGUUGCAGAUGAAAAAUAUUUAACUCUGAGUACGUUUUGAGAAGAGUAAACUCUGAUGGGUCUACUAUUUGCACAAUAUCGCCCGACGAAAGGCGAUGUGGAGUUAAGACCGUCUCGAAACUCCACAUAAUCAUCUUUACAAGAACAACACGCCGUUUUGAUCUCGAAAACGCGAACGGUUAAUUCGAUUCGAUAGCCCGUUGGUACUUGGAUUUCCCAAAUGCACGUAGUAGGCACCAAAAAAUGGAGAUUUUCUUCAGAUAACAACGUCCCAUUUUCUGCUGUAUGUCUGUAUACUUUGUCACAAGAAAGUAGACAUUUUGAUGAGUGCAAGCAAAACAGCAAGACGCACAAUGUAAACAACACAGCUACGCUUUGUUUUGCAUUAUUCGAAGGGAUACUUUCAAGAAUCAUCGCUGGAUUUUUCAACCAUCAAUCUAUAUAUCCAUGUGUCACGUAAGCAUAUACUUUAGAACAAAAAUGAAAGACUUACAAUCUGGUGACAUCAGGUUAAAUUUUCGAAGAGUUUUCUCGAUCGCAAAUGAACCAAUAUAUUUUCCUAAUUAUUUGUAACUGUUGAUAUUCAAUCAUGCCCAACUUUCACAUCAUUCAAAAGUUGCAUACAUUAGAACACAAAACCGUUGUUUGCACCUACCAAUGAACAGUCUCAGAUGAUAAAAUGUAGCUAAGACCAGAAGAAUUAGAAUAUGCAUAUCAAAGUAUUUAGCUGUUCAGUCAAAAGGUACACUUGGAUUCAAAUAAUUAAGCUAAUUGUUCUUUGAGCAAUGUUCUGCAUAUUUUAAUUCUUCAAUGUAUUCUCAAACGAUUAUUAUUCUAAAGGUUCAUCUGUUGUUGUCAGUGUUUUUUGUUUCUUUGCUUUCUUAGAUUUCUUGUUUGCUCGUUCUAUCACAUGUGCCUCGUUUAGUUCCUGACUUCUUUCCUUCAUGUGUUGAUUC